This is a messenger RNA of Onychostoma macrolepis, 2674 nucleotides long. RefSeq names its product alpha-2B adrenergic receptor-like. The record is from RefSeq and is a predicted model, not a curated record. Gene Ontology annotation, molecular function: alpha2-adrenergic receptor activity. Gene Ontology annotation, cellular component: membrane. NCBI's taxonomy places the organism in Eukaryota, Metazoa, Chordata, Actinopteri, Cypriniformes, Cyprinidae. Gene Ontology annotation, biological process: adenylate cyclase-activating adrenergic receptor signaling pathway; regulation of smooth muscle contraction; platelet activation.
AUGACGCUCAUCAUGCUCUUCACCAUCUGGAACAUCCUGGUGAUCAUCGCCGUCCUGACGUGCCUCUUACGAGGACCUCAGAACCUCUUCCUGGUGUCCUUGGCUGCAGCGGACAUCCUGGUGGCCACAUUGAUCAUCCCGUUCUCCUUGGCCAAUGAGCUGAUGGGCUACUGGUACUUUGAGUCAUUUUGGUGCAAGAUCAUCUUAGCGCUGGAUGUGCUCUUCUGCACGUCCUCCAUUAUACACCUAUGUGCUAUCAGCUUGGACCGCUACCUGUCCAUCUCCCGGCCGGUGCAGUACGCGACCCAACGCACCCCUCACAAGAUCAAGGGGGCCAUAUUGGUGGUGUGGCUCAUCUCUGCGGUCAUCUCUUUCCCUCCACUUGUCUCCAUGAAUAAGACCCCGCUGGCGAAGGACGGGGGCGGCCCACAGUGCAGACUCAACAAGGACGUCUGGUACAUCCUGUACUCCUCCAUCGGGUCGUUCUUCGCUCCGUGCCUCAUCAUGAUCCUGGUGUACGUUCGCAUCUAUCAGAUUGCCAAGAAGCACGCUGGAUGUCCUCCGGGAGAGCCGAGGAAAGACUGUGCAGGUGGUGUGCCACCAGGACGAGAGCUGCAGAACGGGAAAAACCAGGACAGUGUUGACCCUGUGAAUGUCCCCAAUCUGGCUGCGUCCAGAUCUGAUGCCGUAAACCAGCCUCAACCACCGGUAGAGAUUCAGCAGAAGAUGAAACGCUCAAGGAGGUGCAAGGACAACGAGGACAGUUCAAGCUCCGGCUCUGACGUUGAGGUAGUUGGGGACAUAAUGCCAACGGACGACCUCCAGUGUGGGGCACUAGAGCCCGGCCAUCAGACGUCCUCACCAACCCAAACGUACCAAAACAUCAUCGUAACAUCAAAGGGCAGCCAGCUGGCCUCCAACAUGAAACCAGCAGGAACUCCGAACACCAGACGGAAAGCCAUGAUCAUCCGCGAGAAGCGGUUCACAUUCGUCCUAGCGGUCGUCAUUGGGGUUUUCGUCGUCUGCUGGUUCCCAUUCUUCUUCAGCUACAGCUUGCAGGCCAUUUGUCCAGAGGCUUGCAAACUACCAGAGCCGCUUUUUAAGUUCUUCUUCUGGAUUGGAUACUGCAACAGCGCCCUGAACCCGCUCAUCUACACCAUCUUUAACAGGGACUUUCGUAAAGCCUUCAAAAAAAUUCUGUGUAGAAGGUGUAAGGACUCUUCUCUUUGAAAGCAGACAACACUGGAAAAAAGGGUUUUAUAGGCCUACAGUAAAGUGUCAUUUGAUUCCUCUAAAGGUGAUGCUCACAGAAACGGUCCGGGUCAUUUCACUCCAGUAUUAUUUCAAUGAGACAUUUUCAUGACAAACAAUUUUCUUGUAUUUUCUGCAAGUUUUACUUCUGAUAAUUGUUAAUAAUAAUAAUAAUAAUAAUUUGUUUUCCUUGCUGAAGAAACUAGCCAAUUGCAGAUCCUUUUUCAUGUAAAUACACUUCAGUAUUGCCUUUGAGUUUUUAUAAAUGUCUUUUCAUGUCAAAACAAUGGCACAAAGUGCCAAAAAAAAAACCCAUUAGGUUACUGAAAAAAAAAUAUAUAUAUUUAAGUGAAAUUGAACUUAUUUGUGCUCGUGACCUUUCCAGUGUGCAUUCAAAGACAAUGCAGCUCUUUCUUAGAGACACCUCAGGCUCCGCUGCAUUGUGAGAUCACAGAGCUGGAUAUGAGAAGAUUUCAGAGAGCUUCACCUCUCUGGGAAAGUGCUAGAGCUCUUUACGCCAAGAGAGGCUUUGCUUUCUGGGAUUUUAACCAAUGAAUGACAUGGUUUUCCUGGAUAAGAGUCUGCUUGGUCUCUGUUAUCGCCUAAUUUGAUGGAAAGUUUCUGAUUGAAAGUAAUGGCCGUUGUGUCUGCAGGCUGAUGCUUUGGGUGAUCAGAACCUCUUCCAGAGUAUCCUGUGUCUAAAAAAGAGCGGCAAUUAUGUAAAUGAAUUGUGCACUUAUUAAUGCCUCUUGAUAAGACUCUUUAUUAUUUUUGUGCUGUCAUAAAAAGCUUUGUGCACUUUAAUUUAGCUUCUCAAUGAUGUUGGUGACUGUGAGUGCAGAUAAGUGAAGCUAGGCACGUAACAGCAUGUCUUUGACAAUAAAACUGCUUCUCAGAAUUUGGUUCCAUUGAGCAUCCUGCUGAAAUGAAACUCUGUUAUGUUGUGUACUCAUUGUCUCAUCCCAAAAUCAUUUUCACAGACUUUUACAUUAACUGUUCCCUCCUGGUGGAAAGACCUGCUCAACUCAAUGCGAUCUGUUCAACCUUUAUCUGAACCUCUAACUCUAGCACUCUCUAUUCUAUUUCUAUCUAUUCUAUUUUAUAUAAAAAGAAAAAAAAUUUCCUCUAACACUUGCACUCUAUCCGUUUUCUUAAAAAAAGACAUCUAACACUAGCUUUCUCUAUUCUAUAUAUACAUCUCUUUACACUAAAGGUCCCCAACCGCCGUGUCACGACCCAGUACUGCGAUCAAGAUAUGGAAGAGAUGCUAGCAGGUCGCAAGAAUGUUCUGGUAAAAAAGUGUAUAGAUAUGAUAUGUUAUUUAUUGUGCAUUAAUGAUUGUUCUAAUUACACUGUAUUUUCGUUUGUUGUAUGCGAUUUCAUGUAAAUGAAAUGUUUCAUUAGUAGACAGUGCGUGAAUACA